CAUUGCACCCGGACACCAGUUCCUCUUCCCUGAGUCGCUGGGUGCAGAUCCUGAGGAGAACCCCAGACCACAGCGGAUCCGCGGAGGGUGCAGACCACUCUGCCCCACGUCCAGGUGGUUGCUUGAAUGGGGGGCUCCCUGGCGUGGAUGCUGUUGUUGCCACUGCUGCUGCAGGAUCCAGGCAGCCAAGCAUUUUCCUGCAACGUGUCAUCUGGAAACAUGGACUGGAACACAGAGUUCAAAGACACAUGCCUGAAUUUCAGUGACCAAGGCCUCAGACUGCCCCAGAACCAGUCUCUGCAGGCCAGGAGCCUGCUCCACCUUAUCCUGUCUGGGAAUGGUCUUCGAGAGCUACCACCGCUCUUCUUUAAACUGCUGGGAAACCUGAGUGUCCUGGAUGUGACGAACAACCCACUGGACCGUGUGGAUGGGGAGCUGGCCCUGCGCUGUACGCUUGACCUGAAGGCUGACUGCAGCUGUGUCCUAGAAUCCUGGCACCAGAUCCGACAGGACAACUGCUCUGGCUGGCUACCUCUCCAGUGCCGGGACACAGCUACUGGUGGCUGGCACAAUGUCUCUUCCUUCCUGGAGGCUGGCUGCCCCCCUGGCCUGUCCUUACGGGUCAUCGGGGCACUGGUGGCCAGUGGAAGUCUGCUCCUGGGGCUCACCAUUGCUGGCCUAGUGCUGGCCUGGAGACUCUGGGGCCACGGGAGGAUCAGUAAACGGGACGUGAACAAAACAAGGGCUGCUCAGGAUGGUUCUCGGUCUGGCUCUGGCAAGCAGCCGAGAUACAGUAGCCGGGGCCUCAACCCUAAGCCCCCAGCAGCUGCCGUGCCCAGACCCUGCACCCCCGACUAUGAGAAUGUGUUCGUGGGCCAGCCAGCUGCCGGGCACCAGUGGGCCGAACAUGGGGCUCACCCAUCAGAGGACAGCGACUUCUACAUGAACUACGAGGGCCCCGACCAUGCCUCCCAGCCUGUCUACUGCAACCUUCAGUCAUUGCGCAAGACCCCGCUGGAUGAGGAGGAGUAUGUGAUCCCUGGGCGCUGAGCCUCUGAUGCCCUGAACUCCAGCCUGCUGCCUUCUAUGUGACUUCAGGCAUUCUGACUCUUCCCUGGCCUCAGUCUUCCCACCUGAGGAAUGGGGACAGGGAAGGACCGUCGCUGAGGCCGCAGGGAGGUUCUUCAGCUCCCUCUCUAGCCCCUGCUCUGCUUCUCAGCUCCCUAAGCUGCUGGAAGGGGAAGAGAAGAGGCUCCGGUAUGGCAACAGGAGGGUCAGUUCAUGAACUCUGUCAUCACCCUUAGUGUGCAGACCAAGCUUAAUAAAU
Molecule: messenger RNA, 1327 nt
Organism: Lutra lutra (Eurasian river otter)
Lineage: Eukaryota; Metazoa; Chordata; Mammalia; Carnivora; Mustelidae
Gene: LRRC25
Product: leucine rich repeat containing 25
Exons: 3
Coding region: 127-1050 (307 amino acids)
Molecular function (GO): protein binding
Source: RefSeq, a predicted model, not a curated record